AUGCAGGCUAGCGGAAAGGCUGGUUGUGAGAAUAGCACUGCUAAUGUCGUAAGUGCUGGUCAUGAUGAAGGUGCAAAUUUGGGGCUUGUGGAAAGCACAAAUUCUGGCAGUUUUCAAGCAAGUCCGGAAACAUAUAAGAAGCCAGUGUCGAAUGAAGGUUCAAGUGGUGGCUCCGAUCAUAAUGCGAUGCACGUUGGCGCAAGAAGUGGGAGUGGUAAUUGUGAUCGCCUAGUCGAUUCUGCUUUGCCCUCAACUACGAAUUAUAAUAAAAGUGCGUGCAACUCGAAAGAAGUAAAGCUGGCGUUAACAGUGGGGAAUGGUGCACGAAGUUUGGCCAACAAGAGUUCAACAAAAGGGUGCGACACUAGGACUGCACCGACAUCCAAGCAAUGCAAUUGCAAAGAUACGAAGUGUAGUAAAGAACAUAUCGCUGCUUUAAUAGUUGAAAUGGAUGGUGAGCGCAAACGUGUUAUUCAGCCUCAAUCACAUGGAAAUGAUGUCGAACGUGUCGAAGAAACAAUGUUGCUUCCUUUAAAGAUCUCCCCUUUUGCAAAGAGGGAUACAUUUGAGGGAUGGAAUAUCAACAACAGGUCGGUGCGUCAAUGCUCGAAGAUCAAUAAACUUGCUGCUUUAGGUUGCGACAAUAACACUAAGUAUCAAGAGCAUGACCCUUCAAAGCAAGACAAGGAAAACAUGCAUCCAGUAAAUUUGAUAGUUCUGAAGACCGGUACAGUCGAAGCAUCUCGAACAUCGCGAUCGUCAACGACCUUAAAGCAAUUAAACAUGAAUAUAACUCAAACUCAGCGUGGUCAUCAACAACGAAGAGUGAAAACCUCCAGCACUUAUUUUAUGAAGCCUUGCUUCAAACUGGUGAGAUCAAGACCAUUUCAUCCACCAACUGCUAACAAACCAUUAAGUGCGAGCAAGUACAGAAGUUGUCAUGAAACUGGUCGAUCUACAACAUCACGAACCAAGAAGCAGAAAAUCACAGCGAAUGAGGCCAAGCCAUUUAUUUACAAGAAGUUGUUGAGGAUUUCGCUAGCAGCUUUGACUAGACUUCAUGACGAUCCGUGUGUCAGUAGUGGGGUCCUUAAACUACCUCGAUUUCAAGUACUGCGCUUAAUUACAGCCAGAAAUGCCCAUCGGGUUCGUUUUGGACAAGAUGGCUGCUUAAAUUGCUCUUUAGAUGAAGCCUACGAUACCACAACCUUCUUGGGCCCGCGUGAGCUGUACCGCAAACUAAAAGCGGGGAAUUAUAUUCUCGAGAGGAUGAAUGCGACCUUCGAAUGGUUCUUAAAUCACUAUAGAUGGAUUGUGUGGAAAUUGGCUGCUACGGAGAGAGCGUUUCCUCGUCUUUUGCUGUCAAAUUAUUUGACACAAGAUCAGGUUAUGAAACAGAUUACAUAUCGGUAUCAGCGAGACUUAAAUGAAGCAAAAAGAUCUAUUCUUAAAAAAAUGCUACAGCGCGAAGCAAGCGCCACGAACUGUAUGGUACUGUGCGUAGCUGCAGUGCUGCCUUUUAGUUCCGAUAGCGUCGAAGCAAUAGAUCCGGAGCUUCCCGCUUUUUGGAACAUGGCUCUUGUUCUUACGGAUGGAUGGUAUUCCGUGUACGCUGUUCCUGACGCACCUCUAGCAGCUGUAUUAUGGAAGCUCCAUUCGAAGUCUCACCUCGUCGGAACGAAGCUGGCAACUUGGAAUGCGACGCUGCACAACUCAACCGAAGGAAUUGAUCCACUCGAAUGUGCUAUCGUUCGUGAAUCGGAGUGGAGAAAUCCUCUGCUAGCAAAAGAGGAUUUGACGCAAUGGCCAUACCUGCAAUUACGGUGCAACAGCACGCGCCGUGCAAGAUUCGAGACGCGCUUAGGAGUAGAGAACUUACAUCAUUUGAACCUGACAGAGUCAAGACGCGGUGAGCAACAGCCACAUCUUCUAAUAUCACUGCUUAAAAGUAUUCCAUUAAAAAGUCUAGAGAUUGGUGGUGGCAUGGUUCGAUCGGUACGAAUUCGAGUAACCCGCAUUUCUCCAAUCCUUCAUCUCCAGUCUAAGGAGUGGACGCUAGGGCCACGAAUUCUUUGUGAAGAGCAGCUCCCGCUGUACUUUCAACUUCGAUCCGAGUAUGCACAGGCCGUCAUGCAAAAAGCAUACACUCCGAACGAUGAGGAUAGCAGAGUCGACAAUUACUUAAAUGGUGACCAGAUCAAUGUGCCUUUGCCAAUCCCAUUCAUUAAAGUGGACGUGGAGUGUACACACUCUUCUCCUGAGCAGGGCACCGGUAUUCUGACGAUAUGGCGGCCAUCUGACGAUUUGCUUUCCGGUGGGCUCCGAGAAGGAGCUGAAUAUUAUGUUAGCAGCUUGACAGUUAACUGGAAAGUCGACGGUGGACGUGGGCAGAAUGCAUUUGUGCGAUUGAGUUCGACAAAGCAUAGCGGCUUCGAAGAAAUUAACGAUCACGGUUCCUUGUUAAACAACAUAACUCGCGAUGAAACGUCGCGACAAAACCAACAUCGAGUAUGUCUGAAUGUCCAGCAAGCGACAAUGAACUACAGAAAUGAAUUCGAGAACAAAACUAACGUCCGCAGCGAUGAAAGUAGACCAAAAAUUGAUAUAUGUGUUUGUGUCGUGCUUGUGACCAAUCGAGAGACGCAGGAUGUGUCCAGGUCCAUGACACCAAAUAAGUCAGACGUCUCGCUGCUUGACCCUGAGACGAAACCCCACGAAUCUCGAUAUGUAGAGUACGUCUUUGUUACAGACCAUAGUCGUCAUUUAAUGAGUAUUCGUGUAACGGGUAUGGAAGUGAGCAUGCCUACAAAGAGCAGCAACCAAAAGUCGAAGCAUUCAUCGCCAUCAUCUAUUCACUUUCGUCGGGGAAGCAAGAUUUGUUGGAAAGAAGGCGCGAUUUUAUGUUUAAGCGGAUUAGAGGUGUCGCACUACGAUGAACAACUACGUGUAUUAGACUGCGUCUUGGUUGAAAGCACGCAGAUUGUUUCUUUCCCGUCUAAGAAGUCAUCAUUUUGGAAUAAUUUUCAGCUUCUUCAGCGAGAAGUCGGCAACGAUCCCGUCCAAGGUAGUACAGUGCAAGCCACUUUUUCUGAAGAACUUGAUAAACUGAGAGAAUAUGUAAAAAGAGCAAUUUUGCAAUUAAAUUGUAUCUCAUCUCAAGAAAGUCACGAGCAUCAUAUAGAGACAGCUGAACAAGAAAAAUUAACGCAAGAAUUACUAGCUCAUGAAGGAGACACAACUGCUGCAGUUGAACAGAAAAGAUUUUCUGAUUCGUCUGCUUUCCAGAUGUGGUGGGACGUAAAAGUUGUCAGAAUAAUCCCAUUGUAUGGACCUACACGCCCUAUGUUUUCGCGUAGCGUAGAAUUCAUUGCGUAUGUAAGCGUGGGCUCAAGUGGAGUAUCGUUUCGGACAUUGUAUUUGACCCAGGAAGUGAUGCUAGCUUUGCAGUCUUUGCUUAAACAAGCCGCUGUAUCAGAGGGGACGAAUGGAAACACCACAAAAAACAUAACCGUCUUACAAAAUGUUCAACAAAUGCUGUGUAGUCACAAGAAGCAUCACGGUGACUACACCUUCUGUUUUGAAGUCCAUCAGGUCAAAAACGAAUGGCUAGUCAAUAGCUGGAGACCAUGGCAGCGUUUACACGCUGAGUAUUGGAUCGCGACGACGGUUACAGCAUCUCAUUUAGGAUCGUGA
Plasmopara halstedii is the source of this 3693-nucleotide messenger RNA. Its product is annotated as breast cancer type 2 susceptibility. Gene Ontology annotation, biological process: regulation of DNA-templated transcription; double-strand break repair via homologous recombination. Bases 1 to 3693 code for a protein of 1230 amino acids. NCBI's taxonomy places the organism in Eukaryota, Oomycota, Peronosporomycetes, Peronosporales, Peronosporaceae. The transcript has a single exon. The record is from RefSeq and is a predicted model, not a curated record.